UCCGUUUAUAGAUGGACAAUCCAACGGCCCAGAUCGUUGAACCUUUUCUUGCUUAGGGUUGCGGCCGGUUUUCCCCACGCAGUUAUACAGACAAAUUCCCUUUUAGACGGUUACAUGCAGAAAGUCCGCAUAUAGGUAUAUUGAGCUGGCGAGAUUGCUAGGCUGAGGUCUUUUGAGUGUUCGAAAUUGAUCGAUUGUUAAUCGAACCGAUUAGGAAUCGGAACUCCUAUGGCGGAGAAGAUAGUGGAGGAGAAGAAGAAGCCGGAGUUUCAGUUGUAUAAUAGUAUGUCGAAGCAAAAGGAGGUUUUCCGGCCGAAAGAAGAAGGCAAAGUAGGAAUGUAUGUUUGUGGCGUGACCGCGUACGACUACAGCCACAUUGGCCACGCACGCGCCUACGUGGCGUUUGAUGUCCUCUACAGGUACCUAAAGUAUUUGGGAUACGAGGUUGUUUAUGUUCGGAACUUCACUGAUGUUGAUGACAAGAUCAUUAAGAGAGCUAAUGAGAAUGGAGAAGACCCAAUAUCUUUGAGUGGUCGGUUUUGUGAAGAGUAUCUAAAAGACAUGGAUGAUCUCCAAUGCCUUCCUCCUACCCAUCAACCUCGUGUGUCUGAUCACAUAGACGAAAUAAAGAGAAUGAUUUCUCAGAUCAUUAGCAAUGGGUGUGCUUAUGCAGUUGAUGGUGAUGUAUAUUUCUCUAUUGACAAAUUCCCUGACUACGGGCGGCUAUCAGGACAAAAUUUAGAUGGUAAUAGAGCUGGGGAACGGGUUGCUGUUGAUUCAAGAAAGCGUAACCCAGCUGACUUUGCCUUGUGGAAGGCCGCAAAACCUGGGGAGCCAAGUUGGGACAGCCCAUGGGGUCCUGGAAGACCUGGAUGGCAUAUUGAAUGCAGUGCCAUGAGUGCUCAUUAUCUGACACACACUUUUGAUAUUCAUGGUGGUGGGAUGGAUUUGAUUUUCCCUCAUCAUGAAAAUGAAAUUGCGCAAAGUUGUGCUGCUUGCUCAGAGAGCAAUGUCACUUACUGGCUGCAUAAUGGGUUUGUUACUGUAGAUGAUGAGAAAAUGUCGAAAUCGCUUGGGAACUUCUUCACCAUUCGAGAGGUCACGAAGCUGUACCAUCCACUUGCACUGCGACAUUUCUUAUUGGGAAUGCACUACCGUUCUCCUGUUAAUUACUCAAUAUUGCAGAUAGAAAUUGCAUCAGAUGCUGUUUACUACAUAUUUCAGACUCUAAAGGAUGCUGAAGACGCUCUCACUGAAUUUCGUGGAAAAGAUGAAAUUGAUGACGCAAAAGCUUCCAUCAGCACAAAAGCCAAAAAUUGCAUCAAGAAUCUUCAUGACGAAAUUUUGACAAGAAUGUCAGAUGAUUUGCACACGUCUACCAUUUUGAGUGCUGCUCUAAUAGAAGCCUUGAGAUUCAUUAAUGCUUCUGUAGAGACACUUAGGAAAAAGCCACAGAAAAAGAAGCAACGGCAACAGCAACAGGAGCAGCAAACAACUGUACUCUCUCUGAUUGAAUUAGAGAGAGAAGUGAAGGAAGUUUUGGAUCUCCUGGGAUUGCUUCCGAGGUUGACAUAUUCUGAGGUAUUAUCACAAUUGAAGGAGAAAGCAUUGACGAGAGCUAAGCUGACAGAAGAUGAUAUUUUGCACUCAAUUGAAGAAAGAGCUCAAGCAAGGAAAAAUAAAGAUUAUACUUUGAGUGAUCAGAUUAGGAGUGAUUUGGCAGUUAAGGGUAUAGCUUUAAUGGAUCUUGGGAAAGAAACCGUUUGGAGGCCUUGCGUGCCAGUACAACAAGCAAAUGUUGUUGAUCCAGCCCAAUGACCAAGAAGAAAAUCCUGUUGUUCCAAUUGAAUAGCAAAAAAUAGAUUUUUUUUACAAAUUUUAUACUAGUAUUCGACAUUUUUCUUCAACAUAUCUCAAGAAAGCUGUGUAAAGCUGCUUACUUUUGGUUAUUGUGAUGGAGAGUAGAACUAAGUCCUUUAGAAGAUAUGGGUACAUCUGUAUCAGCCCAACCCCACAUUGCUGUACUAAUAUCUAUACUCGAAUCCUUUUUGACCU
This is a messenger RNA of Coffea eugenioides, 2055 nucleotides long. RefSeq names its product cysteine--tRNA ligase 2, cytoplasmic-like. Lineage: Eukaryota; Viridiplantae; Streptophyta; Magnoliopsida; Gentianales; Rubiaceae. The transcript is spliced from 9 exons. The record is from RefSeq and is a predicted model, not a curated record. Gene Ontology annotation, cellular component: cytoplasm. Gene Ontology annotation, molecular function: cysteine-tRNA ligase activity; ATP binding. The coding region runs from base 229 to 1818 and encodes 529 amino acids. Gene Ontology annotation, biological process: cysteinyl-tRNA aminoacylation.